Rattus norvegicus (Norway rat) is the source of this 2750-nucleotide messenger RNA. The record is from RefSeq and is a predicted model, not a curated record. Lineage: Eukaryota; Metazoa; Chordata; Mammalia; Rodentia; Muridae.
CAAACGUGCGAACUUAGAGCGCAGCCCCUCUUGGAGCGGCUUGGAGCGACUAGAACCUUAAGGGGUGUCAGAGUCACAAAGAAGGGGAGCGGGAACUUAAUUUUUUUAAUGUAUGUGAGCAUAGCUAUAGGGGGAGGAAGAUAGGAAUAUUUUUCUCAUUAAGUUAAGGGGGACAGGUUCAGAUGGAGCUUUCCUGAGGUUGCUCUUGUCUCUCUCCCCCUUGAGUCCCGCGGCGCGCGCUGGCUUGCACGCUGCUUGCAAACGUCCCAAUUCUUUUUGAACACAGGAGGAGAAGGGUUUGCCCUCAGCCUCAGGACUCAGACCAUCGUCUGGUCCCUCUGGGAACAGGGGUUUCUUUGAGUUUCUUACAUUGUGUGAAUUUAGAGACUUUAGUCGGCACGCGUAGGCACAACAUCCUGGGUUAGCUUCGAACCGAAGCGUCUUGGAGCUGUUCUUGGAGUUAGGAGUGCGCUUCUGAAAUUCCAUGCUGUAGACUGAGGAGUGCCCGUUGUCGGCGGGAAAACUGAGCUAGCCUGCAGCAUCGCUAGCCUAGGGGAUCACAAACUGCGGCAGCCGUGGAGAGGUGACCGAUCGUGGCCGCUUUGGGAUGGAGUAGCAGCGCUUUGAGCGCUUUGCUGGAGUCUGACCCGCCUCUUCUCCGCAGUGGCAUACGAGCCUCCCGAGGUCUUAGUUCCCUUUAAGAUCGUUCAUGAGAAAGGGUCCUAAGUCUGUACCGAGAAGCUGCUGGGCAGGAGGUGUGCCAGGCUUGACCGCGGUUGGGGACAGGAGGGCGUGUUGGGACCGCACCUGGGUUGUGCCGGGUCGCCGCAGGGAUGAACAGGUGCAAACUUGGAGACAGUUUGACUGAGCCCCAGUGUUUAACCGUCGGUGGUUUCCUGAGCCUUUUGAAACCCCCUCGCUUAGGGAGGGUUUUGUUGUUUGGUGAUUUUUUUUUUUCGUUUCCUCCAGCGGCGCGCAAUUCAAAGGCGCUCACGCUGGAGCCGCCCAAUCUGUCGCUCGCACCCGGAGGGACGAUCCUGGCGCGCAGCCAGGAGGAACCCCUGGAACCGCUGCGGGUUGGUCGCAGGCCUGGGUGUGGUGGGCGACGGUGCCAGCCCCGAGAUAUACACUUCGGAUAACUACUCCGAAGAAGUAGGGUCUGGAGACUAUGACUCCAACAAGGAACCCUGCUUCCGGGAUGAAAACGAAAACUUCAACAGGAUCUUCCUGCCCACCAUCUAUUUUAUCAUCUUCUUGACUGGCAUAGUGGGCAAUGGGUUGGUAAUCCUGGUCAUGGGUUACCAGAAGAAGCUGAGGAGCAUGACAGACAAGUACCGGCUGCACCUGUCCGUGGCUGACCUCCUCUUUGUCAUCACACUCCCCUUCUGGGCAGUGGACGCCAUGGCUGACUGGUACUUUGGGAAAUUUUUAUGUAAGGCUGUGCAUAUCAUCUACACCGUCAACCUUUACAGCAGUGUUCUCAUCCUGGCCUUCAUCAGCCUGGACCGCUACCUUGCCAUUGUCCACGCCACCAACAGCCAGAGGCCGAGGAAGCUGCUGGCUGAAAAGGCCGUCUAUGUGGGUGUCUGGAUCCCCGCCCUCCUCCUGACUAUCCCUGACAUCAUCUUCGCCGAUGUCAGCCAGGGGGACGGCAGGUACAUCUGUGACCGCCUUUACCCCGACAGCCUGUGGAUGGUGGUGUUCCAGUUCCAGCACAUCAUGGUGGGUCUCAUCCUGCCGGGCAUCGUCAUCCUGUCCUGUUACUGCAUCAUCAUCUCCAAGCUGUCACACUCCAAGGGCCACCAGAAGCGCAAGGCCCUCAAGACUACGGUCAUCCUUAUCCUGGCUUUCUUUGCCUGCUGGCUACCGUAUUACGUGGGGAUCAGCAUCGAUUCCUUCAUCCUUUUGGAGGUCAUCAAGCAAGGAUGUGAGUUCGAGAGCGUCGUGCACAAGUGGAUCUCCAUCACGGAGGCCCUCGCCUUCUUCCACUGUUGCCUGAACCCCAUCCUCUACGCCUUCCUCGGGGCCAAAUUCAAGAGCUCCGCGCAGCAUGCACUCAAUUCCAUGAGCAGAGGCUCCAGCCUCAAGAUCCUUUCCAAAGGGAAACGGGGUGGACACUCUUCCGUCUCCACAGAGUCAGAAUCCUCAAGUUUUCACUCCAGCUAACACUUACGCAAAGACAUAUAUAAUAUAUAUAUAUAUAUAUAUAUAUGACAAAGAACUUUUUUUAUGUUACACAUUUCCCAGAUAUAAAAGACUGACCAAUCUUGUACAGUUUUUUUUAUUGACUGUUGGAGUUUAUGUUUCUCUAGUUUUUGUGUGUGUGUGUGUGUGUGAGGUUUGACUUAAUUUAUAUAAAUAUUGGUUUUUUUCUGUUGUUUGUCUGUUUCACGUGAAUGAGUGUCUAGGCAGGACCUGUGGCCAAGUUCUUAGUCGCUGUGUGUCUGUGUGUAGGACUGUAGAGCUGUAGAGGAAGGAACUGAACGCUCCAGAAUGUGUGGUAAAUCGGAUAAAGCUAGAAGUGACCCUCAGCUGUCGCUGCAUAAUCUCUUCGCCCCGCCCACCCCGUUCCUGAAUUGUUUGGUUGUGCUGUGUGGUUUCUCUGUAGAAGAUGGCACUUAAAACCAAAGCCUGAAAUGGUAUAGAAAUGCUGGGUUUUUUCUUUCAGUUUUCAAGGGUGGAUUGAUUUCAGUACCUACAAAUGUACAGUCUUGUAUUAUGUUGUUAAUAAAAGUCAAUGGUAAACUUGC